Homalodisca vitripennis (glassy-winged sharpshooter) is the source of this 859-nucleotide messenger RNA. RefSeq lists its product as uncharacterized. The transcript is spliced from 4 exons. Bases 63 to 785 code for a protein of 240 amino acids. Lineage: Eukaryota; Metazoa; Arthropoda; Insecta; Hemiptera; Cicadellidae. Gene Ontology annotation, molecular function: N-acetyltransferase activity. The record is from RefSeq and is a predicted model, not a curated record.
AGGAAAUUAACCUUGAAAUAUUUUUUCGAAAAAAAUACCCUUCAAAGGGUUACUAAAUUAAAAUGUUGAGAAAUUUUCUGUCUUUAUUGGGUCGAAAUGAAAUUUCUGUUGUUUCUUCAAGGCAUGCGUCAAGGAUGUUGCCGUCCGGCUUACGUCUGGAUAUAACGAAGGAAGACCUGGACGACACGUUGGAUUUCCUCAACUGGACGUUCUUGCGCGAGGAACCGCUGGUCAAGGCCAUGGAAAUCAAGGACACCUGUGACCUGCAGCGCUACAUGAAGCGGCAUGCUCAGCAAUGCACAGCCUUGAAGUUGCAGGAUAAGAACUGCCAGACAUUAGCUGUGGCGCUCUGCAACGUCAUCAACCCCAAGUCUUCCGACGAUGUUCGGACAUUCGCAGAGUGCAGUAUAUGCGACCAAAGGACAAAGCGACUGCUGAACCUGUGGGCAGAUAUCUCGGACAGCCAUAAUCUGUAUAAGUGUUUCAAAGUGCGGGAGAUUUGGGAGAUAUCCAUAAUGGCCACUGCGCCGAGUUUUCGAGGCAAGGGUUUUGGCAAGAUGCUCCUGAAGGAGGCUCGUCAUCUUGGGAAACAGGAGGGGCUCUCCAUUACCCGCGUGGACUGCACAAAUCACCACACUGCCAAUCUGGCAUACGACCUCAAGUUUGUCACGUUGCCUCCUCGCCACGUGCUUACUUACAGAGACAGGAGGGGCACGCCUUGGCUGCCUGCCUGCCCUCCCCACCCUCAGGGCCACGUGGUUGUCGCCUACGACUUCCUCACUUGACACAGCCUACUUGCCACUAUAUCUGGAAGGAACUUUAAAUUAAUAAAUACAAAAUUAUAUUUUUGUUAUUCUCA